Salarias fasciatus (jewelled blenny) is the source of this 1071-nucleotide messenger RNA. It is a transcript of the gene asmt2, whose product is annotated as acetylserotonin O-methyltransferase 2. Gene Ontology annotation, molecular function: protein dimerization activity; O-methyltransferase activity. The transcript has 8 exons. NCBI's taxonomy places the organism in Eukaryota, Metazoa, Chordata, Actinopteri, Blenniiformes, Blenniidae. The coding region runs from base 23 to 1069 and encodes 348 amino acids. The record is from RefSeq and is a predicted model, not a curated record.
CCUGGCUUCUGUGCAGAGCAUCAUGGCAGAGCAUUUGUCCCAGAGCGAGCUGGACUACCCCUUCAAACUUCUGGAGUAUUUCAACGGCUUCAGGGUGUCGAAGGUGAUCUUCUCAGCCUGCGAGCUGGGAGUGUUUGACCUCCUGCUGACCUCCGCCGAGCCCCUGAGCGCCGUGCACGUGGCCCGGGAGCUGAGCACCAGCCAGGACGGGAUGGAGAGGCUGCUGGACGCGCUGGUGGGCAUCGAGAUCCUGGAGGUGGAGCAGAGGGACGGCACGGCGCUGUACAGCAGCACCGAUGUGGCCAACCUGUACCUGGCCAAGGGCAGCGCCAAGUCGCUCCACGACAUGAUCAUCUACCAGUCGCAGACCAUCUACCCGCUGUGGAACAACAUGGUGGACGCCGUCAGAGAGGGGAAGAACCAGAAUGAGAAGACGUUCGGGCUGCCGGCGGAGGAGGUUUUCCAGGCCAUGUACAGGUCCGAGGAGGAGAUGCUGAAGUUCAUGGGUCUGAUGAACUCCUCCUGGGUUCUCGACGGACACGACAUCGUGACGGCGUUCAACCUCUCCGGCUUUCGGACCAUCGUGGAUCUGGGAGGAUGCACCGGGGCUCUGGCCCGGGAGAUGGCGAAGGCGUACCCGUCGUCCUCCGUCGUGGUGUUCGACCUUCCGCAGGUGGUGGAGACGGCUCGGAAGCACUUCGCUCAGGAGAACGAUCGCAUCGACUUUCAAGCUGGCGAUUUCUUCAGCGGGGAAAUUCCUGCGGCGGACCUGUUUGUUCUGGCUCGGAUCAUUCACGACUGGUCCGAGGAGAAGUGUGAGCUGCUGCUGAAGAAGAUCCACGAUGCCUGCCCACCAGGCGGCGGCGUCCUGCUGGUGGAGGCCAUGCUGCUGGAGAACCGGCGGGGGCCCGUCACGGCGCAGAUCUUCUCCCUCAACAUGCUGGUGCAGACGGAGGGCCGCGAGCGCCCCCCCUCCCAGUACACCCGCCUGCUGCAGAGGAGCGGCUUCGGCAGCGUGCAGCUGUGCCGCACCGGGAAGUCCUACGACGCCAUCCUGGCCACCAGAUGAGC